CCAUACUUCUAGCAAGCAAUUUCUGAGAACAUAGCGAACUAGUUUCAUGUCUGGCAUUUAGUGCGUUCUGUGUUUAUGCUGUUGAUAUUUUUACGUUCACGAAGAUCGGAAAAGUAGGACUUCCUUCAAGUACGCAUUUGAAAGAAAAAGAGGAUUGAGAAUUCCUAGGAUCUUGUAUCUUCCACAGGCGCAUCGCAGAUACAGAGGGCCCACACUUGUGGAAAUUGUCUUCAGUUACCUACAAACAUGACUUCAUCAUCAAUUAGCCUCACUGUAAGUGGAAAUACAAUCACGGUUGAUCGACAGAUGAUUGAAGAUGGUCCAGAAUCUAAACUAUCUCAAAUCUGCGAGAAAGAUUCGGUAAAUAUCACCAGGCCAGCCGAAAUGUUUUUAUCAAUUUUGGCGUUUUACCAAACUGGUCAGCUGCACAUGCCUGUGUCGGCCUGUCCGGCUGCAUUUCUGGAGGAACUGACGUUUUGGGAAAUAAGUCCCGAUUUACUAUCACAGUGCUGCAAAAAUAGACUCCAAGCAUUUUUGGACGAACAAGAGACUCUGGAGUCAUUUCGGGAGAGUCAACGUCGUCUAGACAACAUAACACCGUCAAAGAUUUCUUUUGGAUUCUGCACAAAGCUAAGAUCAUUCCGUGCGAACAUUUGGUCUGUAACAGGCUCCAACAAUUCAUUUCUACUGACAAGGUUGUACUUCCUGCUGUCCACGCUGAUGGUUGUUACGUCUAUUUUUGUGGUUGCCUACGGGACAGAUUCAAGCUUCCUGCGGCCUAUGACUAAUUGUGAGCGGCUUGAUUUCAUGAAAGUAAGAAAUAUGGAAGGGACGGACGUUGUAGAAGAAACACUGAGCAAUCAUUGCAAUUCAUCUGAACUCCCCUUUAAACGUUCGCGCAGUCGGAGAAGUUUGGGUUAUGAAAGCGGAAAAGAAAUCGAUGAUGCAGAGAGCAACGAAAAUGGAGACUACAUUUUUAUUGACAUAUUAAUCAACAGUAACUCUACACUAAAGAGGAAUAAAGUGUUUCCUUUAGAAAGGGUCUCAACGCCACUGUCCUUUAAGAAUACGUACGACGAACCCGACUCACCAAAACCGACGCCGACGCUAGAUCCUGGCGUGACGAAGAAAAGGGUGAAGAUACCGAAUAUGAGAGUGAGAAUGGCGACAUUAGUAGUGUUAGAGAGUAUAACAAUUGUUUUCUUUACAAUUGACUUCAUACUUCGAAUGUUUUCCUGCCCAUGCCUCUUGCGCUACUUUACGUGUUUCAUCAAUAUUUCCGAUGCGGUGGCUCUUAUUGCAAGCUAUGUGAAUGGUAUUAUUAUAUUGCACAACGCGCACGAACAGUAUGAAAACGACUGGUUUAAAGUGUUAGAGUAUAUACAAAUCAUUCGAGCAUUACGACUGUUCAGAAUAGCGAGCAGGGUGAAAGCGGGCCGUGUCUUGUGGUAUACCAUGCGCGCUAACAUACACGAUCUAUUCAUUUUAGUAUUGUUCAUAGCAUGUGGCAUGUGCACAUUUGCUAGUAUUCUUUACCUGUCGGAAGGGCGGGAAAUAGUAGAAAGUAUUCCAGUUGGUUGGUACUGGGCUGUUGUAACCAUGACGACAGUAGGAUAUGGCGAUAUUACUCCGCAAACACCUGUUGGACGGCUGAUUGCGUGUAUUUGUUCUGUUUCGGGCCUUUUGUUAUUUGCGCUGACCGUACCCUUGUUCGCAAACCAUUUCAUAAAGUUGUAUUCCUAUGUUUAUACGCCUAUUUAUAAAAAGAACACAAAUGCAUCGGAAAAUGUAAUUGAGAUUAUCGAUAGCGAUACACAUAGGAAAAACGAGACGAUUUGAUAACCUUUUGUUUUUAUUGUAAAUCAGUAUUGUAGUAAUUAUUUCCUUACACUCGAUUUUAUAACGCUCCGCGUACGCACCUAAUUUUCAUGUCCAUAAGUAGUUCGCAUUGAAUCCGUACCAAACAAUGUAUAUGUCAUAAUAUCUCGACUGAUUUCCCAUAAACAGUUCUAUCGCAAUACUCACACCAGAGUUAUGGCCCUUGAAUAUUCAAAAUCGUUGCAAAGUCACUUGAGUAUUUCUAAUUCUAACUAUUACUCAAGUUGAAACAAUGUUUGUGGACUUUAUAUCUCGUUUUAACCGUUGCAUAAUAGAUAAGUUCAGACGUAAUUUAUCGAACAAGUUUAAUAACCAGCCAUGUCGCGUUCCUCACUAUGGGUUAUUUCCCUUGAUUUGUCAAAUUCACGUUCUCCUCUCUCUGACUAAGAAAUUGCUUACUCAUCUUGUAUCAAUAUGGUGACAAUACUUGUGGCAAAAUAUUUCGAUCAAAUCGAUUAACAGCCCAAUGAAACUAUUCACGAAUUAUAUGGUUGUUGUAUUGUCAUAUUUUUACCACUAAAUCGGAAACGUUCCUUAUUAAAUAUGGUGACAAUGUUUAGGGUGAACGAAUACCAUCCAUUUUGCAUUAUUCACAUGGGGUUUCUUAAAUCAAGAGACAAACUCAAUUCGAGAAAUUCCAGUUUGAUAUACUAUGCGUGUAUCCGUCGUUUUCACACUGAUCGUUUUCAUGAAACCGGUGAAACCGGUAAACAGAAUUUUCGAAAAUUAAGCUCGUUUCCAUUUUGUGAAGGUAACAAACAUAGAACCUGUUCAUAGUGAUAAACAGUUAAACACUGUUAAACACCGUGUAUCCGAAAUUAUCGCUAUUUCGCAAUGUUAAACUAUAACUCGACACAUAGUUUUGUAUACGAACGAUAACUCAAACCGAAUGCAUCGUAUUGGUAACGUGUAACCGACAUUGAAUUCUUCACGACAUAGUAUUUCACGUCAUCUAUAAUUCGCGAACGCUGUCAUUUUCUGAAAAUUGUUAAUCCGAAGUCGCGCUAUUCCGAAAUU
This is a messenger RNA of Mya arenaria, 2895 nucleotides long. RefSeq names its product potassium voltage-gated channel protein Shab-like. The record is from RefSeq and is a predicted model, not a curated record. Gene Ontology annotation, molecular function: delayed rectifier potassium channel activity. Bases 247 to 1839 code for a protein of 530 amino acids. Gene Ontology annotation, cellular component: voltage-gated potassium channel complex; membrane. Lineage: Eukaryota; Metazoa; Mollusca; Bivalvia; Myida; Myidae. The transcript is spliced from 5 exons. Gene Ontology annotation, biological process: protein homooligomerization; potassium ion transmembrane transport.